This is a messenger RNA of Linum trigynum, 615 nucleotides long. NCBI's taxonomy places the organism in Eukaryota, Viridiplantae, Streptophyta, Magnoliopsida, Malpighiales, Linaceae. The record is from the annotation of a GenBank genome assembly.
AUGAGCGCCGCCGCCGUUCGCCCUCCCGUCGCAGGAACCCCCCUCUCCCAAUCGCCCCCAAAUCCGUCCCGCCCUACCGUCGCAACCAAGGCCCAGCUCCCCCGUCGCUCGUUCUCCCUGGAUGAACAUCGCCCAGCUCCCCUGUCGCAGCCAAGCCGCCGUUCGCCCCCAAAUCCGUCCCGCCCUACCGUCGCAACCAAGGCCCAGCUCCCCCGUCACUCGUAUCCGCCCUACCGUCGCUCGUUCUCCCUGGAUGAACAUCGCCCAGCUCCCCCGUCGCAGCCAAGCCGCCGUUCGCCCUGGAAUUCCGAGUUCAGUCGCUGCGGACCGGCGCCGUUGAGGAGGAAGGAGGAUGAAGCAGCCUACUACCUCACCCAAUUGAAAGAUUACUCGGCGGAGCAUUGCAUGUCUCAGAAUGAGACGAUGUCUUAUACUUCGUAUGUUUCUAAUGGUGAUACUGUCUCCAUUGGUGCGCUGCAUCUCCAACUCAGCCGUUCCUCAGACUUUUCUCUCCGAUCAGAGCAGCCUUGCCUCCAGCCCUUUCAAAUCCCUUCUGCCCUCCGUAAGUACUUCCAAGUCUUAACCCCUUUGCAAAGCACUGUUGGAGAGAGGUAA